UCCUGCCAGGCUGCGGGCGCCGGAGCGACUCUUCAGCGUUUGCGCCGGCGGCUGCCGCGUAUCUCUCAGCUCCCCCUUCCUUUGAACCCCGGGCCCGGGGGCGCCCGCCUCUUCUGUGGCCACUCCGCCUCUUCUCUCCUUCUGUCCCUUCCUCCGCUUCCUUCUUCCUUCCUCCUUCCCUUCUUCGCCGCCGCCGCCCAGGACCGCCGGCCGGGGGACGAGCUCGGGGCAGCAGCCAGAAAGCAUAACCCCUACUGUAGAGCUAAAUGCACUGUGCAUGAAACUUGGAAAAAAACCAAUGUAUAAGCCUGUAGACCCUUACUCUCGGAUGCAGUCCACCUAUAACUACAACAUGAGAGGAGGUGCUUACCCCCCAAGGUACUUAUACCCAUUUCCAGUACCACCUUUACUUUACCAGGUUGAACUUUCUGUGGGAGGACAGCAAUUCAAUGGGAAAGGAAAGACGAGACAGGCUGCGAAGCACGAUGCUGCUGCUAAAGCGCUGAGGAUCCUGCAGAAUGAGCCCCCGCCCGAGAGGCUGGAGCAGUCCCAGGCUGGGUUCGAACCCACCAGCCCCCGUGUACGUGGCAGGCGCGCUAAGCGGGUGAAUGGAAGAGAAUCAGAAGAAGAAAAUCUGAAUAAAUCUGAAAUAAGUCAAGUGUUUGAAAUUGCACUUAAACGGAACUUGCCUGUGAAUUUUGAGUCUUUCCCUCUGACACAGGUGGCCCGGGAGAGCGGCCCACCCCACAUGAAGAACUUUGUGACCAAGGUUUCAGUUGGGGAGUUCGUGGGGGAAGGUGAAGGGAAGAGCAAGAAGAUUUCAAAGAAAAAUGCGGCGAUAGCUGUUCUUGAGGAGCUGAAGAAGUUGCCCCCCCUGCCAGCAGUUGAGCGAGUGAAGCCCAGAAUCAAAAAGAAAACAAAACCCAUAGCCAAACCACAGACAGGCCCAGAAUAUGGCCAGGGGAUAAAUCCGAUUAGCAGACUGGCCCAGAUCCAGCAGGCAAAGAAGGAGAAGGAACCGGAGUACAUGCUCCUCACGGAGCGAGGCCUCCCACGCCGCAGGGAGUUCGUGAUGCAGGUGAAGGUUGGAAACCACACUGCAGAAGGAUCAGGCACCAAUAAGAAGGUGGCCAAACGCAAUGCAGCUGAGAACAUGCUGGAGAUUCUUGGUUUCAAAGUACCGCAGGCGCAGCCCACCAAACCAGCACUUAAGUCAGAGGAGAAGACACCAGUAAAGAAACCAGGGGAUGGAAGAAAAGUAACCUUUUUUGAACCUAGCUCUGGGGAUGAAAAUGGAACUAGUAAUAAAGAGGAUGAGUUUAGGAUGCCUUAUCUCAGCCAUCAGCAGCUGCCUGCUGGAAUUCUUCCCAUGGUGCCUGAGGUCGCCCAGGCUGUAGGAGUCAGUCAAGGACAUCACGCCAAAGAUUUCACCAGGGUAGCGCCAAAUCCUGCCAAGGCUACGGUAACUGCCAUGAUAGCCCGAGAGUUGUUGUAUGGGGGCACCUCGCCCACAGCUGAGACCAUUUUAAAGAAUAACAUCUCUUCAGGCCACGUACCCCAUGGACCUCUAACAAGACCCUCUGAGCAACUGGACUAUCUCUCCAGAGUCCAGGGAUUCCAGGUUGAAUACAAAGACUUCCCCAAAAAUAACAAGAACGAAUUUGUAUCUCUUAUCAACUGCUCCUCUCAGCCGCCUCUGAUCAGCCAUGGUAUUGGCAAAGAUGUGGAAUCCUGCCAUGAUAUGGCUGCUCUCAACAUUUUAAAGUUGCUGUCUGAUUUGGACCAACAAAGUACAGAGAUGCCAAGAACAGGAAACGGACCAGUGUCUGUGUGUGGGAGGUGCUGAACCUUUUCUGGCCAGGAACCAUUAUAAGAUCCCAACAUAUAUACUGAAAAUACUGAAACUGCUUUGAAAAUUUGGAAUUUCUGAUACCUCCAGUGGGCCGAGAGACACAGUGGGUAAAGAAUGAGGGCAGCAGUGUGGUGAAGAUGGAGACAUUAAGGAGGUGGCCACGGCUGGGCUGGACUGUGCUGGGUUUAUUGUGAUGGCCACUUUGUGAACAAGUGGUUCCCACACAGAAGCAGCUACUCCAUCAGGAAACCAGCAGAUCAUGCCCUGGGCACCCCAGUACUUGGUCUUUAUUUUAUUUUGCCGUGUGAAAGAAGAAACAGAAAACAGAAAGCAUGGCCCUUUCUCAAACUGGCUCACUCACACUUUGGGACAAACCCUGGACAGCCACACCAGAGAGAGGCCUUAGACCGGCCCCAGAGCUAAAAGCACCAGAGAAAAUCAAAUGCUUCUUACUCAGUGUAACCUAACUUUUCUAGCGUGCUAUGGCCCCACCACCUCCUGUAGUACCCACAUCAUAACCACUGCUUUCUCUUAGUUUAUUUUCUUUUGAUUGAUAUGACACUAUAUAAAAUUUUCAUUUGAGAGUUGAGUCUCAAUUGUAUCUAGUUAUUAGCACAGUUUGGAAACUUGUCUGAGACUAACUUUACCUGUUAUCUAACCGGCAAAGAUCAUAUCCAUGUGUAUGUGCUUAUACAUUUUUAUUUUAUCGGACUAACCCAGGACCAUUUCAGUGAUGCAAAUUGUGUGCCCUCUGGUUUAGCUGAAACAGUCCUGGACUUCUCAGAAACCUUGAUGAAGUCUCCCCCAGUUGUACAAAUUGGACAAUUUUAGGAAUUUUAAACUUUAGGUGAUCAUUUGGUUCCUUUUCUAUUUUAUUUUUGUUAAUACAACAGGACUUAAAGAAAUGAACUUUGAUCUUUGUUUUAAAGAUUAUAAAAAUUGUGUCUACCCAUAUAGCUCUUGAGGACAUAACUGUCACUACACUACAGGAUAUGAUCUCCAUGUAGUCCACAUAUACCUACAGAUUGAUUUUCCUUGAGUGCUUGAUACUGUUAAUUACAUCUCCAUGUAGGGCUGAAAAGAAUGACCUAUGUUUCCAUAUACAGCUGUGUUGCUUUUGAUGUUGUGUUGUAGUACACAGAAAUGUGUGCACUGAGGUUCUGCGUAUGGUCCAGAAGAGAAGCCUGGUAGCCUUGCAAGUUAAGUACUGCUUCCAUUCAUUGUUUACGCUGGAAUUUUUCUCCCCAUGGAAUGUAAGUAAAACUUAGUGUUUGUCACCAAUAAAUGGUAAUACUAAAUUUUUUUUGUUAAUUUAUUCUCAAAUGCCACUACUGCUACCUUGGUCCCCUCCCAAGUUGCCCUCUACCCUUUUUUUAUUUUUAAGAAAAUUUGUAAUGCUUAUGAUUCCAUAUGGGCAAAAAUCUGAAGAUCUGAAAUAACUUUAUAUCAAACUAUUGAUCAAUAAACAGCUACUAAUGAA
Molecule: messenger RNA, 3332 nt
Organism: Otolemur garnettii (small-eared galago)
Lineage: Eukaryota; Metazoa; Chordata; Mammalia; Primates; Galagidae
Gene: STAU1
Product: staufen double-stranded RNA binding protein 1
Exons: 13
Coding region: 278-1846 (522 amino acids)
Source: RefSeq, a predicted model, not a curated record